AUGGUCUGGACUGCAAACAGAGAGCGUUUAGUGCAAGACAACGCAACCCUUGGACUCACCUCAACUGGGAACCUUGUGUUGAAAGACGCAGAUGGCACUCUGUCUUUCGACCAUCCCACUGAUACGCUCCUGGUAGGCCAGAAAUGGGAGGUGGGACAGAAGAUUUUUGCAAAUAUUUCUCCCACCAAUACAAGUCAAGGGUUUUACUAUGGAUCCUUGAAUGUGGACGGCUUUGCUAUGUAUACGGCCCCUGCGCCCGCUCAAAUGUAUUUUAGGUAUCCAAAGGAACCCACAACGGUUAAAAUUGCUUAUAUGCAGUUGGAUAAUGAGUCGCUCAAUUCCUAUCCUGUAGGGUAUCCAUCGAAUCCGGUUACAGUGGGUCUUUCUGCACCUAAAAAUUGCCUCUAUUAUAAGAUUGAUUCAGAUGGGCAUUUACAGUUUUAUUCUUUCCAGCCAAGAACUGGAAAUUCUGUAACUGACUAUUUGACAAGCUUUACCAGUGCAUUAACUGUCUGUGAGUAUCCAAGAACUUGUGGGGACUAUGGUGUCUGCAACGAUGGUCAGUGCAGCUGUCCUGAAGAGGCCAAUGUUUUUGCUCAGAUUAAUGACUCCAAACCCAGUUCGGGCUGUCUACCACUUAGUCCUCUCGUCUGUCCAGAGACAUCUACAAUUAGUAGCAGUCUACAAGAUUAUGAGUUAGUUGGUUUCAAGUGA
Cryptomeria japonica (Japanese cedar) is the source of this 714-nucleotide messenger RNA. Its product is annotated as EP1-like glycoprotein 2. The transcript is spliced from 3 exons. NCBI's taxonomy places the organism in Eukaryota, Viridiplantae, Streptophyta, Pinopsida, Cupressales, Cupressaceae. The record is from RefSeq and is a predicted model, not a curated record. The coding region runs from base 1 to 714 and encodes 237 amino acids.